Molecule: messenger RNA, 6528 nt
Organism: Rotaria sp. Silwood2
Lineage: Eukaryota; Metazoa; Rotifera; Eurotatoria; Philodinida; Philodinidae
Source: the annotation of a GenBank genome assembly
AUGAUAGGCUCCAUUACUGAAACAUGGAAUACAUCCAUUGAAGCAUGCCCAACUGGUUUUCAUCCUGGUGAAUUUGCAGUUCAAACAUGUUUUCUUGGUCGAUAUGGUGAAGAUAUAGGUUCUGAUCAAUUUGGUGCAACAAUCAUGGUCAGUGCUAGUACGGAUAGUUCUGAUGGUAUACAACGAGCGAUACUGCGUUUAUCAAAUGUUGAAGUAUACAAUGUCGGUCAAGCAUUUCGUCUUGGUCGAUAUCCAGUUCAUUUUCAUAUGAAUGGCAAUAUGAAUUUAUCAUAUAUUAAAUCAUCAUCCAUUCAUCAAACAUUUAAUAGAGCUAUUAAUAUUCAUGCCAGUCAUUAUGUCACAAUAGAAAAUAAUAUCAUCUAUAAUGUUAUGGGUGGAGCAAUCUUUUUAGAAGAUGGUGUUGAAACUGGUAAUGUUUUAUAUGGUAAUUUAGCUGUGUAUGUUCGAACAAGUUCAAGUUUACUCAAUGAAGAUGUAACACCAGCGGCUUUUUGGGUGACCAAUCCGAAUAAUAUCGUCGUGAAUAAUGCUGUUGCUGGUGGUACUCAUUUUGGUUAUUGGUAUCGAAUGCUUCGAACACCUGAUGGACCAUCAUUUGCAAUGUAUUCAAAUUAUUGUCCUUAUCGGCAACCAUUUGGUCGAUUUUUUAAUAAUAGUGUACAUAGUGUUGGUCGUUUUGGUGUUUGGAUCUUUCCUGAAUAUUCACCAACAGUAGCGGGUAAUUGUUGGAAUGAUGCACCCUAUCAAGCAAUAUUUGAUGGAUUGAUAUCAUGGAAAAAUUCUAAAGGUUUUGAAUGGGUUAUGUCAAGUUCAAUUCAAAUAAGAAAUGCAAUUGUUUUUGAUAAUGAUGAUACGGGUAUUCGAUGUGUUACUGCUAUUAAUCAUCAAGCAACAAAUCUGCCAAAACUUCGUGCUACAUUUUAUAAUGAAAGUAAAGGUUCAUCAGUAAUUAAUUCAAUCAUAAUUGGUGACUCAGGAGUAUCGGGAAAUCCAAUCGUACCAACAGAAGGUGGUCUUGUUGUUAUGUGGGAUCGUGGUCUUCGUGUCCGAAAUAUUUCAUUUAUCAAUUUUCCAAGUUCAAAUACGCAAGCUAUUUAUGGGCCAUUUAUUACUGGUCGCUGCAUCGUAUAUUGUGGAGGUUGGUUAACUAAAUUUUCUCAAUUAUCAUUUACAAAUGUAGCUAAUCGAGGUAAUUUUCGAUGGUCAUAUGAUGGUUUAUAUCAAGAUGAAGAUGGCUCAUUAUCUAAUGUAUCUGGUGCAAUAAUUUUGGCACCUGAUGGUCUUUGGAAUACAUCAAAUGCAUGUCGAACAACACCGAACUUUAUCAAUGCUAUUACAUGUCCAUCAUCAUUAGGUACAUGGAUACGAUUUGCUUUUAAUAAAGCUAGUUUAGGACAAAAUGGUGAAUAUUUAAAUGUUUAUGAUGAAUUCAAUCAUCAUACUAUUGUACUUAAUCUUGCUAAACGACUUACACAUCCGAUUGGUUAUAUGAUGACAUUAUUAUCUAAAAAUAUUUAUUUAUUUCAAUUUCAAAAUGCUAAUAGUUCAGUCAAUUUAUCUUAUUCAGGUAUUGCUUAUGGUUUAGAACCUGGUGAUUAUCUUAUUAUACGUCAUAAGAUUGACUAUAAACCUGAUAUUGUCUAUACAGUUUCAAGUUCAUUAACACUUAGUCAAUCAAAUACACCACUUAAUGGUUCUACAAGUAACAAUGGUGAUUGGUAUUAUAAUACUAAUACAUCAAUGUUUUCUUAUAUUAUAAAAAAUCCAUCGUCAAAUACCGUCUCAAUUGAUGUAUCAAUCUCACUAAAUAUCAUCAAAUGUCGAUAUCCUAAUUGUGAAUCCCCACCACAGCCUGGUCUUGAAUUACCUGCAACCGUUCGACCAGCUAGUGCAUUGUAUUGGUCAAAUGAUUCAGAUUGGUCAUUUGUAUUAGAAGGCUACGGUGGAUAUGGAAGUGUUAAACCUGGUGAUGAUACAAAUAUAUAUAUUCCUCGUGGUAUAUGGCUUGUUGUAAAUUAUCCCUUACCUCGUAUUCGUUCAUUACGUAUCGAUGGUGUACUCGAAUUUGAACAAGGUGUUGAUAAUACUCUUAUUGUUGAUAGUAUUCUAAUUAAUGGUGGUCAAAUGAUUGUUGGUUGGCCGAAUAAGCCACUUACUUCCAAAGUUGAUAUUAUCAUCAAUGGUUCCUCAACAAUAAAUGUUUUAUUACCUAAUGAUGCUGGAUCUAUUGGAACUAAAGUAAUCGGUGUUUUAGGUGGUCUUGAUUUACAUGGUCUAAAACGUAAUGUAUCAUGGACACGUCUUGCUACAACAGCUUCAUCUGGUCAAAAUACAAUUACAUUAAAUCAACCAGUUGAUUGGAUAGUUGACGAUGAAAUUGUAUUAACAACAACAGAUACAAAUAUUGAACAUACAGAACGACAUACUAUUGCAAAUAUCAGUAUAGAUAAAACAAGAAUCAUAACAGUUAAUCCUCUUGUUUAUACACAUGUUGUUAUUCAUAAUGUAUUUCCUAAUGGAAAAAUAUUUCAUAUAGCUGGUGCUGUUGGUCUUUUAACACGAAAUAUACGUGUAAUUAAUCGAAGUCCAGCUUCGGAAUUAUUUGGUUUUCGAAUUCUUAUUACUGAUUAUGCAGCAAAUAUAUGGAAUCCAGUAGCAAAUGACUAUAUUUAUACAUAUUAUAAAGGUUAUGCUCGAUUAUCUAAUACACAAUUUAUUGGUUAUGGCCAAUAUGUUGAUUCAGCCAAUGAAGAUAAACGUGAAGGUGUUCAUAUAUAUAAUCUUGGUAAUUGGAAUUCUUCUCGGCCAACAUAUAUUGAUUCAUGUUCAUUUGAUGGAGGUUAUUAUUCAGCAAUUGGUAUAUGGGAAACACAUGGUAUUCCAAUAACAAAUAAUGUUGUUUAUAAAACUUAUGAAUCAGCAAUUGUUGUAACAGGAAAAAAUAGUAUUAUUGAAAAAAACCUUGUUUCAACUAUUUAUUGGUCAGGUACAGCUCAGCCAAAAUUAGCAGAAUUUAAUAAUAAUAAUGAUGGAGCUAUCAUGUCAAAAGAUGCUAUUAGUGUAAUUAUGAAGGACAAUUUAGUAGCAGGUGUAGAACGUUUAGCUUAUCGUAUUCAAGGAAAUUCUUGUUCGGGAACUGUUUUGCCAAAUGAUAUAAAUAAUGAUUAUUCAAAUAAUGAAGUUCAUUCAGCAAUGUCUGGCGUUAAUAUUUGGCCUAUGGAUAAAGGUUUUGAAUAUGAUUUGAAUUGUAUAUUGAUCCAUGAUUUCAAAACCUAUAAAGCAUGGUAUUAUGGUCUAUAUAUCAAUACAGCUCGCAAUAUUAUUAUUGAUUCGUGUACAGUAGCCGAUGGUAAUGUUGGUAUAUUUACAUUUGUUAUUGGCCCUACAGCUCUAUCUCAUGUAGUUGGUAAUAAUUCAGUAACAAUUCUUAAUUCAAUGGUUAUAGGUUCUAUAACACCUGAUGAUUGUAAUGAUACUCCAAAUACUACUACUGUCAGUUUAAUAAAUAGUGUAAAAGCUAUUCCAACUGUAUCAGCUACAUCAUCAACAGGAAAUCCUGGUGGUCGAUCAGGUAUUGUCUUUCCAUUUUUUUCACGUGACAAUUUGAUGCCACGUCAUCCAUGGACUGGUAUUGCUGCUUAUCCAUGUAUUGAUGGUUUAAUGACAAUAAUAAAUGUAACAUUAACAUUUUAUAAUGAUAUAUGUUCACGUCGUGAUAUAGCCAUUCAAGUUGGACAACAUAAUGAUGAUGGUCAACAUCCAAUAGUAACUAAUUUAAUAUCAGUAUAUAAUACAUCACAGAUGAAUUUGAUAUUUAAUGGGCGACCAAAUCUUGAUGUUGUUAAUCCGAGUGAUUGUGUUGAUAUGGAUUGUGAUGGUUUAAAAAAAAAUUUACUUAUUGAUACUGAUGGAACAUUAUUUGGUCAACCAGCAAGUGUUUUUUCUCAAGCUGAAUAUCUUUGGGGUGAUCAACAACAUGGUGUUGGUGAUUAUCGUAUUCCAUUAGUUGCAUUAGCAAAUCUUACAGGUCAUAUGAUAAAUAUAAAUACUUUAUAUCCUAAUCGUGGUAUUAGUCGUGCAUCAACAUGUAUUUAUCAAUCAUCAUGGCAAAUGUAUAUCUGUCCAAAUACAACUGAUUAUCGAAUGUUAAUUAUUGAAAAUAUAGAUUCAGAUACUGAAACAAGACGUCUUUCACCUGUAGCUAUUAUGUCUGAUAAUGGUUAUAUUGAUUUAAUAAAUGGACCACAAGAUCAUGGUUGGUGUAAUGGAUAUACAUGUCAAAAACGUAUAUCAACAUUUAUGUCAUUAAUACAAUCAAAACAUUAUUAUGAUAUAUAUUUAUCAAGUACAACACCAAAUCAUAUACGUUUUCGUUUACUUAAUAGUGAUUCAUCAAUAGUCAACACUUUAUCACUUUAUUAUGAUUCAUUACAACAAAUUGAUGUUUAUGCUAAUAAUAUUUAUGUAUCACCAGUAAAUCGUGAUUAUAGUUAUAGUUAUUUAAUGUUAUCUGAUCAACCAAAUAAUAUAACAUUUACAUCAAUAUCUGGUUCAAAUUAUUUUAAUAGAACAACAAGAAUGGCAUCAUUUUUAAUUAAUGGUAUUACUGUAAUUGAUUUAAAAAUAUCUCAAUUACUUGUACUGAAUUUUAAUUUACCACCACAAACACCAUCAUCAUUUUUUUCAUUGAAUUUAACUGCUAAUCUAGCUGCUAUACUAGGUGUCAGCCCAGAUAAAAUACGACGUGUUAAUAUCGUUGCAGCUAAUAACAAUAAUAAUAAUAGUCGUAUUCGUCGUCAAUUGUCAAUAAUAACAUUAACUGUUGAAAUACGUGAUGAUCCAGUGGCAAAUUUAUCAGCCAAUUCUGCUGUUGAAACCGAACCAAUUUCAAAUAUUUGUUCAGCUAUUAUUAAUCGUUAUCAAUCAGGUGAAUUACAUCAAGCAUGGGCAGAAAAUCCGUUCACUGGUAAUACAACACCGAUAGAUUUGAGCAUUCAAGAACCAUUUAAUCAAUCAUCUAUAUCAUUAAGUAUAAUUCAUCGAAUAGAACUUGUUACACUUCCGUCAUCUUGUCGUGAACAAAGUCCAUGCGGUACGCAACCAAAAUUAGUUGCAUAUGAUGAAGAUGGAAAUGUUAUAGAAAAAUUAGGAUCAAAUGAUCAACCAUGGCAAGUUACUGCUAGUGUUAUUGGUGAUUCAAAUAUAACAUUAAUUGGUGCAAUUGCAAAUUAUUCUAAUGGACAAACACAAUAUACAUCAUUUGGUUUAUCAGCUACAGGUAAUUAUCAAGUACAAUUUGCUUUUAUUCAACCAAAUAAUGUAACAAGUUCAUUUAUGUCUAAUAUAAAUUUAACAGCUAAUUCAUCAUCAUUAACAAUUACAAAAGCUAUAUUAGCUGCAAAACAAAUUGAUCAUAUAUAUGUUAUUUCAAUAAAUGAAACAUUUAAUAUAUCAGUUGUUAUUGUUGAUAGUCAAUCUCGUUUACCAAUUGAAAAUAUUCAUUGGCGUAAUAUGACAUGGUCAGCAAAUGUUUCACUUUAUAAUUUACCGGAGUUUAAUAGUAAUGGAACAUUAGCUAAAACAAAUACAUCAUCGAUUAUUAUUGAUGUAGCAAAAAGUACUAUAAUUGCAACAAAUUUAAUGAUUGAUACUAUUGGAAUGUAUGUUAUUAAAGUUCAAUUAGCAUCAUCGAAUAAUGAAUUUGUAUUUUCGCUUAUAUCAAAUGGGAUUUUAGUUAAAAAGAAUUCAACGACUCUUGAUAGUGAUAGUGGCUUCCCAUCAUCAUAUAUUAUAUUUGCUGGAGAUUAUGAUACAUUUCAAACAAAUGGUUUACUAGAAAUUAAAAGAGCAAUUAUCUAUAAUUAUUUAAUUUACAUUGGAAUGCCAAUUACGAGUGAUAUUACUGUAACAAAAGGUAGUAUUUUCACAUCGUUUGUUGUGGAUUCCAAUCCUACAAAUUUAGCUUCAGCUGUAGACACUAUUGCUUACGAUCCAAAUGCUAUGUCUGACUUAACAGCUACAUCAAUCAAUAUUAAUGGUAAAACAUAUUCGACUUCAGCUUCUUCAUCCGAUUCAACUAAUGAAAGUUCAUCAUCAAAUCGUACGACAUUAAUUAUUAUUAUUGUUGUGUGUCUUGUUGGUAGUGCAAUUAUUAUACUUGGUGUGUAUUUUGGUAUUAAAUCAUAUAAAAAACAACAUCAACGCCGUCGUCUUAUAGAUGCACUUACAGAUCAAUGUUCAACUAAUAAUGUUGAAAUGCAAACUGAUGAAAAUAUUACAACACAAACGGAAGCAAGAAAAAAUAAUUUUCAACUUACACAACAUGUAUUAGGUGCAGUUGGAAUUUCACCAAAGAAUACUAAUCAAGUUAAACCAUUAAUUACAAAUAUGGAAAAGACAGAUCGACCACCAUCAGGUUCUGUUAGUGUCACUAUGCUUGAUUUUACUAAUGUAAACAAUGACGAUCGUGAGAAUGGACCGUUACCAGCUGUUCAAUUGAAAAAAUAA